CUUGCGUAAAUCAAAGGAAAGAUGGCGGAACCGGAGGGAAUGGAUGUCGAUUCUCCCGCAGUUCCAUCGACUUCUUCAGGCUCCAACAAGAAGAGAUUCGAAGUUAAAAAGUGGAAUGCUGUUGCUUUGUGGGCAUGGGACAUUGUGGUCGAUAACUGUGCCAUCUGUAGGAACCACAUCAUGGAUUUGUGUAUAGAAUGUCAAGCUAACCAGGCCUCCGCAACUAGUGAAGAGUGCACUGUAGCAUGGGGUGUCUGUAAUCAUGCUUUCCACUUUCACUGCAUCUCUCGCUGGUUGAAGACUCGUCAAGUCUGUCCACUGGACAACAGAGAAUGGGAAUUCCAAAAGUAUGGUCGUUAAAAGUGAACCAUUCUCCCUUGCUGCUGGCUUCUUCAUUUGUGCCUGGAUUAUAUAACUUUGUGUAAAACAAUCCUGUAUAACAUUGCUUUUUUUGUCUGUUGAUGAAACAUUAAAACUCUUUUUCUUUCUCAA
Messenger RNA from Orbicella faveolata, 492 nucleotides. RefSeq names its product E3 ubiquitin-protein ligase RBX1. Gene Ontology annotation, molecular function: zinc ion binding. NCBI's taxonomy places the organism in Eukaryota, Metazoa, Cnidaria, Anthozoa, Scleractinia, Merulinidae. The record is from RefSeq and is a predicted model, not a curated record.